Molecule: messenger RNA, 4572 nt
Organism: Ceratitis capitata (Mediterranean fruit fly)
Lineage: Eukaryota; Metazoa; Arthropoda; Insecta; Diptera; Tephritidae
Exons: 4
Coding region: 917-4222 (1101 amino acids)
Cellular component (GO): nucleus
Source: RefSeq, a predicted model, not a curated record
UCGGAUCAGGGAAGAAAGUGAACAGCGAAAAGUUUUCGUUGCGAAAAAGUUUGAUUGUAAAUAGGAUAUAUAGUGUUAACUUAUGUAAAAACUCAUAAAAAGUUGAAAUAUAUUGCAACGUUCAUUUUUUUAGUCUCGUUUAGUACGAAAAUAUUUUGCAUUUAACUCUGCGUAUAGGUACUUAAAAAUACAAACCUGUUUCUUACGAAAGGGAACAAGCGAAAUAGAAUAAACGAAAACAAAGAGAUGACAAAAUCUCGGUGAGGGGGCGCAGUGAAAAUUUGAACAGAACAAUGCAAGAAGGACGAAAAAACGCAGUGAAAAUCAAAGCGCACGGGAAAUUUUCAAUUUCUGAAUAACUGCUCAUUUAAAAUAAGAUAAUUAAAGUGAUAAAGUGUUUUAAGUGCAAACAUAUUGAAAUGAACGUUGUGAAUUAGUGGGGAAGGAAAGAGUUUUAUAAAUUUUGUAUGAAAAAAUUAUUUGCUAUAAAUUUUCCCACACGCGCACACAAUCAAACGCACACACACCCGCGGAGACCGCACAAAAUCUCAAACAAAAAGGAAAUCAAUAAACGCAAAAGCGAGCCGUAGUAGAAGCACAAGUGGAAGUGGAAUUUGAGAAGAAGCAGUGGGAAAAGGAAAAGGUGAAGGUGAAUUGAGUGCGCGAAAGUCGAAAGGAAAAAACGAAACGCAAUAAAAUGGUGUGAAAAUGCGGGACAUUAAAAAUUUUCAGCGUGGAGGCUGAAUGCUGCGAAAACACUUAACUGACCGAAGAGAAAUUAAAGAGACAGACGAAAAGAAGAGUUAUAUUAUUAGUGAUUGUUAAAGUAAUCUAAAAACAAUUAUUACAAAACUAAUAAAGAUACAGUUAUAAUUAUUACAUAGGCGGCAGUAAUAAUUUCACAUUGGACAUAGGAAUGGAAAUGGCCAGCAGCGCCGCAAAUAUUACUAAUAGCACAACUUCUCAUAGUGGUGUCGUGGGCAAUACUUUGCCAUCUCUCUUUGUCAGUGAUCAUAAUGGCGGUAGCUCAUUAGUUAGUAGCAAGGAUUUAGAUAAUUUAAUUGCCAUGAAUGACAGCGCACUUUCACAACAAAUCGAAUUUAUAUUACAAGAGGCUCCUAUGGAGCAUGACGGUGACAUAAUAAAUGGCGAUAUUUCUGCAAAUGUAGAGAGAAUAAGUAGCGUUAACCCUAACACUACCAUUAAAUUGCAAAACCCACCGAAUUUAAUAGUAACAAGCGCUUCCGACUUCUCAAGAGCACAUGCAACCAGUGAAGGUAUUGUGUCAAUUGCAGGAACACAAACAAUGGCGCAACAUCAUCUACUGAAUGGUCGUCGGAUCAUAAUACAAACUACUCCUGCUGCUAAUAUGAUUAAGGAAGAAGAAGCGGAUCCAGAAUUAAAUGAUGAAAAUCUUCAAGAUAUAGAAGAAGAGGAACAAGAAGCUGAAGCUGAGGAGAAUCAGCUUCAUCUUCAACAUGCGAAUAUAAAAAUGGAACAAAUAGAUAAUGGAGAACAGGAGUAUAUAAGAACUGGUGGUAUAAAUUAUAUAAGUACGCCAACAAUAACCACCCAUCAUACGCAUUUAACAGCCGGUCAGCCACAGCAAAUAGUUUUGCCGGCCGGUUCAAUUGUGGGUACAACGGCAACCGGCCGUACAGUAACCGUGCCAGUUUCAGAAGCAUUGGCACAACUUCAACGUCGUCCUGUGUAUAUCAGUAAUACAAUGGGCGGAAUGACCGGCGCUACAUUUGUACGUAUGCCGGCUGUGAUAAGUCGCAGUCCUAUGACUGUCUUAAAUGUCGUACAACAGGGUGUUCCUGGUAGUGGCCAAACACAGCUCAUUCUUCAGGCAACACCUGUGGCAAAUACUGGUACACAAAUGACUGUGGUCACGUCUAGUCCAUCAGCGGUUGCCACGAUGCCAACAUUACCACCUUUGACAGCUAGUAACGUGGAAGCGUCUGCGGCUACAACAAUGCCAGCCGUAAUGCCCGCAUUGACAUCCACAUCAGCCCAAUCUACAUCCCCAUCGAACUCAUCGUCAUCUCCAUUAUCGUCUUCUGGUCACGUUGCGUCUUCCACAGUGGUAGUUACAACAGCAGCCUCAGCGCCGGCUAAUAGUAGCGCAAUUAAUACGACGGCAAAUUGUAGCGGUGCUACAAAUAGGACUUCCAGCAGCGCCACAAACGGCACAUAUCAAUGUGUUUCUUGCGCGGAAGAGUUCGAGUCGAAGGAACUAUUUGACAUACAUUGCUCAGGCCAUGCAAAUAAUAUGAAAUGUGCUAUAUGUAAUAUGGUUUUGAAGUCACUCAAAAACUAUGAGAAACAUUGCUUACGCUGCAAGCCAUACGAGUGUCAGAUAUGUGGACGGGUUGUACGCUUCCGGCCGAAUUUCAUCAAACAUAUGCGUGUGCACACAGGACAACAAUCCGAACGACACAAAUAUAAAUGUGAUGUAUGUCACAAGGAAUUCAUGAGUUUUGAAUAUUUCAAAGUACACAAAAAGAUUCAUAAUGAAAAUGUUAAUUUAACUUGUGAGAUUUGCGGAAAAGUGUUCAGCGCCUUGGCAUCACUGCGUGGCCAUUCCAAGCUGCAUUCCGGCGUAAAGUUACACAAAUGUGACGUUUGUGGCAAAGGUUUUGGCCAACGCUACAACUUAAAAAUACACGCACGCACCCACACCGGCGAAUUUCCGUUCGAGUGCACAUUGUGCAAAAAGAAAUUACACACCCAAUCUUCCUUACAAACCCAUAUGCAAGUACAUCAACGCGACCAGAAUACACACGGAACAAGUAAAAAAUCCGCUGCAAAGUCAGCAACAUCGACCACGCCAGCAGCUACAAUUGUCAAACUGGCGCCACAAGCAAAGGAUGAUGUGCCCAGCACCAGUGGGCUGCAACGUCACAUACAAAAUCAAAGAAUUGAAGAUAUGGAAGAUGACAACUCGGGCAUGAGCGACAAUAUACAAGGCGGCAAUAAUACAAGUCGCAUAGUGUCCACAUCUUCAUUGGCCACUGGUAUACAUAGUGUGCAAACAACCACCACGGGCGAGGAUUCAUCCAAUGAAUCUUCCAACGCAUCGCAUGAACUUAUGCAACAACAAAUGAGACAACAACCACUACUGGUGACACCCACCCGUACAAUUGUCAUCAAAAAUUAUAUGCAAAAUGAUCAAAGCGUUGGCUUAUCCCAACCACAAACGCAGCAUCAGACUAAUGUUAUACAGAGCAGUAGCCAAAGUACGCUGCAACAACAGCUCUUACGUAAAACGCCAAUAAUACAUUCUACAGGUGGUGCGGCGGGUACCCUCUCCACCACAUUAGCGAGCGUAGUCCAGCAAAUCGGCACCUCACCCUCGCCAUCGCCCUCAUCCUCGUCGACAUCAUGUUCCUCGUCAGUGGUUGUGUCCAAAUCUGGUGCUCCUUUGUCGCUCGCAUCCGCCGCUAUUGGCACCUCAACUAUACGCAGUACGCGCAAUCAUCAUUUGUCUCAAUUCAAUACGUCACUGAACACAUCUGCAUCAACGAGUAGCAACCACCGUGCGUUACAACGCAAUAAUAACCACCGAAAUCACAGCAACAGCAACAACAACAACCACCGACGUCGACAUGCGACACAUUUGGACGAUGAUGAUGAUGAUGACGAUUUCGAUGAUUUUGUCGAUUCGUCACGUUCCCGUCAUCAUCAUCGCUCACUACGUGUGAAUGGUCAACAUUUUGACGAUGACGACGACGAUGAGAAAUCCUCCCCGUCCUUGGCCACCGCGGCCAUUAUUAAAGUUGAACCGAAUCUGUACUCAUCAGGUUCGGGUGAUAAUUCAAAUGAAAUGCUCAUUAAAGAAGAGGUUAUGUUCGAAGAUUCCACACACCAUUCCCCACAUUCGCCGCCAAGCUCGAAGUUUCGUAUAUCAAACUUUGAUAACGAUUUGGUUGAUCAUCAUGUCGCUUUGAAUCAUUCGCUACAACCAUAUGGAAAUCUCUUUGACCCGCAUAACAUGCCCGAUGCAAUACCCGUACAAUUGUAUCCCGACGAUGAUGAUGACUUUCAUUUGGAUCAUAGCUCAUUGGGACCGCUACAUCAAACCUCAUCGUCCACCACCGAUGGUGAUUUCAUUAAAAAAGAAUGGGUGUAUGGUGCGAGUUCGAGUUAUACAAUGAAUGGCAAGUUCGGUGAGGAUAGCGAUGCACUCUGUGAUUCGGGUAAUUUCAUUUACGACUGAGCAGUGGAGCGGCAUAAGGUAUUUUGAGCAGUGUGAUUGUCGUGUAUUGAGAAACGAAUAUUAAUUGUGGUGAUUAAUGGUUAUGCAUAUACAUACAUUUACAUACAUACAAACAAACAUAAUUCACAGAUGCAAAUCGAAAAUUUAUAAAUAUAUACUUACUUGUAUUGACGAGUGCUGACUAAAUGGAAGCAAUGAACAAGUUGCGUAUAACAAAUGCCAAUAAUAACAAGUAUUUUUUAUUUUUUUGUCUGUAUUGUUAAACAAACAAUUUUCAGAAAGAAAACGAAACUCAUAAAACACUCAAUAUAGUGGAUAAUAUUGUUAUUUUAGUGUUAAAAAAAAAAAAA